AUGGAGUUUGCAGGUUUUAUAUCAUCAAUCACACCUACAAAUAAGCACAGCGACAAGUCUUAUUCUCUCGAAGCCUUGCCUCAAGACAUUCUGAUCAGAAUAGUUUGUGGUGUGGAUCAUGAUGAUUUGAGAGCACUGUUUCACGUAUCCAAGACUCUCCGAGAAGUGACGUUGGUUGCUAAAAAAUUACAUUUUGAAUAUAGUACGCCGAAGAAGGUGGUUCAUUUCUUGAGGAACGAUGAUGAUUUUGGGGAGUUUAAUGGAGUUGUGGUUGCACCAAAUGCUCCAAAACACUUGAGAGUUACGAGGUCUCGGUUCAUUAGCCAGAAGCUGGCUGAUAUAUCUGUUGCCCUAUUUACAUCAGAUGAUGCUGGGGCUGUUAAAUGGCAAUGCAAAAAGCAGUUUUUGCAGAUGGCUUUGCGGCCCGGGAUAGACGAGGUCAGGUCCUGA
Messenger RNA from Ipomoea triloba (trilobed morning glory), 450 nucleotides. RefSeq names its product F-box protein SKIP27-like. The record is from RefSeq and is a predicted model, not a curated record. The transcript is spliced from 3 exons. Gene Ontology annotation, molecular function: protein binding. Bases 1 to 450 code for a protein of 149 amino acids. NCBI's taxonomy places the organism in Eukaryota, Viridiplantae, Streptophyta, Magnoliopsida, Solanales, Convolvulaceae.